Molecule: messenger RNA, 4174 nt
Organism: Anopheles maculipalpis
Lineage: Eukaryota; Metazoa; Arthropoda; Insecta; Diptera; Culicidae
Exons: 7
Coding region: 22-4065 (1347 amino acids)
Source: RefSeq, a predicted model, not a curated record
CAUCGAGAAACCCUUCUCUCGAUGGCGAAGGGAGCAAAAAGGAAGACCAAAUGGGUGUCCUUGUCGCUGGCCAACGCAAACACAAAAACCUCCAAUGCGGCCGGCUCGGAUAGCGAACAGGCGUUGCCCCAUCAGACGCAAAGCUAUGGUGAAGGACACCGCUUUAAAAUGCUCAACGGAACUAGUUUAGCUUCAAAACCUAGCAAAGAUUUGACAGCUAGAACUGAUGCAACAGAGGAGCGCGACGGAAAUGAACGCACACAGCAGGACCAUCAGAGUGGCAAUCGAACCGAUACCAGUACCGGUAGCGAUUGUGUUGCGGGAUCGGAGCGACGUCCUGCGAGCAGUUACCAAAGACGUCGGCCACCACCAUAUAACACGCGAACGAAUUGGAGUGGAGGAGUUUCCACCGGAUCUAGUAAUGGUCGAAACCAAUUCCAUCGAAACGGUUACUAUGGCAAUGGCGGCAAUGGACAUUACGGCACGGGGAAAAGGUCUCACUACGAUAACUACACACGGCGACAGCAAAAUACAGCAAGCGCCCCGAACAGAACGACCUCCGGAGAUGGAGGAGAGGCAGGAAGAACGACGGCAGUUAACGAUGACGAGUACACCCGAAUAACUACCCCGCGACAAGAUGUACUGUUCAAGAAAGGAUACCUUUCCCGACCGAAGCCUUCCGUCGCGACUGCCAGUACGUCAAACACCGGUUCCAGCUCACUAGCCGGCACUACGAGCGAGGGUAGCGAUGGAGGAAACGGAGGCAGUAACAGCAUUUCCACGACCGAAUCCAUAACAUCCGAGUAUGGUGGAUCGUAUGCGGCAGAUGGCGGUCAACUGUUUGACUAUUCCUUCCCGUGUGUUCCGUGCGGAUACUUUACCGAAAAUGGCGUACUGGUGAUGAAUGGUUUUGCUGUGGAUAACAAUGGCUUUUCGUACUUUAACGGUGGUCAGACGUACAUCUAUCCGCCGAACUACAGCAACUGCCAACAAUCACCGACGGUGACCACUACGACCACAGGGGACGACCAAACGAUGGAUUCAAAUAUGCUCUACGCAAACGAUGACAUGAAUGACGAAACUAAUGCGAAUGAAUCGACCGAUCUAGACAGUUCCACGGCGGACCAUUCGACACCCGUCAUAGAAACCGAAUCAGUGCCAGUAUAUAACGAAAACGGCGGCAACACCGCUAGUGAUGGUCAAUUUUUCUCGAACGAUGGCCUUUCCUCGAUGGAACAAGUGCCCCUGUGCGAAGUGGUUCCGGAGCAGCAGAUCGUUCCGAAUGGUUCCGAGCAAUUAAACGGAGAACUAGUGUCGGUAGGUGCGGAAAAUGAAACAGCCGCUUCCACCUGCGUGCAGGACUUCUCGGAGAAUGGAUACUUCCCGUACACGAAUGGGUAUGAUUUCGCACAGUUCUACAACUCGCUUUGCUAUCCUGGCUGGAUGAUGGACCAGCAGUACCGCUUGUAUGAUGAUGCUGUUCUUCCACUAUACUGCGGUUCAGAGUACGCUAUGACGAAUGAAGAGGCCUACGGACAUCAGUCAAGCUAUAAGAAGCGUAAAAAGCGUUUCCGCAUGCUUGAGGAGAUGCCAUCUGGCAAUGGAAACCCUUCUGACGUUGGAGGUACAACUUCCACAAUCGUGGACGAAUCCAACAUUACUGGUAGCGGCAAUGCUACCGAAUGCGUGCCAGAAAACCAUGUUCCUUCUACUGAUGUUUGCAAUCAGUCAUAUCAACUGAAUGCAGAUGUUCAAGAGUUUCAACCCUCCCCCAUCCAACCUGACGCAACAACGAUCAUCCCAAAUCUUGACCCAACUGAACCUGAUAAAAACUUUGAACUUUCUGUCAAGAUAAAUAAAACCGCCAAGACUCAGGCUCCAGCGAAAAAUCGACAUCAAGCUGCCCCUAAGCUUUCAAAAUCUUCGUCCAAAACAAUGUCUGCCGGAGCUGUUGUUGCUGCUGCUGCUCCGCCUUCGGACGAUGCGUCAAAAGUAUCUUCAGUGUUGGGUAGUGGAAAACCCGCAGCAAACAAAGCUAAUCGGAAGAAGGACCUGAUCGAAUCAACGCUAGCCUUUGCCGCCCAGAACAUUGAUCUCACGCGUCCAAAAGCGAUCGCUUCCGAAGCGCCGUCCCACGAUAGCGAACUGUGCUGGACAACCAUCGAUCGAAAUGGCCGAAAGAAACGAAUUGCAUUGGUUCCGGACCAGGAACCGGUCACUGCCAUUGAAACGGAGAAGCAAUCUUCCGGGGAAGAUAGAACGAAUGAGAAAUCAACGGUUGGAGAUACGAUACAGAGGUUAGAGCCAUCGACCGUACUACAGGAUAGUAGUCCUGCUGCAGCAAGCCCGUCAUUGUCCGUCUCGAACGACGUGGCCACGGAUGCUGGUGGUAAAAAGGAACCACAAACUAAAAGUAAGAAAAAGACACAUAAGCACAAAAGACAACAACAGCUCCGCAAGUCGGUGACUAACUUCAAUAAGCAACCGCUAGAAGGGUUCCAGCUAAUCGAGCCUGAGUUUGCAUCAGCUGCGGCGGGGCAUCGUCGGGGUAGGAGUAGUGAUAAGGCUGGACGUGUUGAACCGACCGCCCAGAAAGCUCUCGGUACAGUUGUGGAGAUUGUAUCGGGCAGCAAUAUCAAAGAGACAUUACCCAAGGCGAACCUGGAGCAAAGCGAAUACCGUGCUGUUGACGAGCAACCAGAAAUCAUGGAUGAGAAAUUGAAUUGUGAUAAAUUAAGCAAUGGUGAACCACCGGAAGUUUCACCCGCGGAAGAGGUCGUUGAGGUUGAAGUGGUUGAAGAGGAGGUGGUUGCUCAAAAAUUGGUGCCACAGCUAGCACCUGCUUCUGCGUUUGGAGAGAAAGGUAAUCUUAAUGAGACUGAGACUGAAAAUCACCACCAACAACAACAACAACCGACGACGUUGGCAGUCGUUGAGGAAGCACAAAACGAAGAACCUCAAGCUGAAGUCGUCGAAGAAGAAGAGGAGGUAACAGUCAUUGAAAAAGAAGCGGUGAUAGAAAAUGAUAUCAAAAAGGUUGUACAGACUGAAGCUGUGUUAGGCGAAGCUGAUCAGGAGAAUGUUGAGCUCAACCAGGACUCUAUCGAGCUUGUUUCUUCAUCGGCAAGUCAAGAACCAAACGUGAAGAAGCAAACUGUGUCUGUUCACGAUGGCGAUAAAACAAAUGAACUUCUAUCGCCACCAACCUUCGAGGAGCAGCAGAUAACAAACGUUGAACUGUCCGUCGAUACGCGCGUAUUUGUUGCCGUUGCCAAACAGCUCACAAUCAGCCCCAUCAGUCUCAUCAAUCCCACAUUGCCAGCGCUCGAAGAGGAUGAAGCGGAAGAUCACGUGGAUGGUGCGGAUGAUGGCAUCGGAUCGGAAGGUGACGAUAUUCGCACCAAGCGGGGAAGUGUUUCUGGAGCCGGCUAUACCGAAAGCAUUGACUCGGGUUUGCAAAGUCCUGCGCCUUGUGGUGGUGUAGCCUCACCCGAAACCUCUUCCAUGGUUAGCUCGAUCGAAAGUCAACCUGCCAUAGACUUGCCGGGAGUGAACUCCGCCCAGUCGGCCUUGUCGCAGGUGGUAGGUACGUGGCUUAUGAGCAAACUGCAAGUACACGAACCGGACGAGGUAUUUGUGCUGCCAAGCAAUCCACUGCUAAUCCAGCGUCUGGAGCGGUUCCAUCAGCUGCAGCGACGGGAGCGACGUGACCGGCUCCGUGGAGCUGUAACGUCUGAAUCGGAGGGAGAAGACGAGGAGUAUGAUCUCGAAGACGACGAUGAUGAUGAUGAUGACGCGGACAGUGACUACAUGAGCGACGGUCAGGGUAGAAUCGAUCGUACCCAAUCUGAUGAUGCAAAUAGCACUAAUCCAGGUUCGCCCCUCAACUCUACCCAACAGCAGGCGGUUGGUGUGGUGCAGAAAAGUCACUUAGAUGAUGCACAAACUGGGCCACAGCUUGUGAGCGAGAGCAAACAACACCGUGCACUGCAGCACAGUGAUAGCGGCGAUUCCGGAGCAAGCGUGCCGCGAACAGCUGAUUCGAAACGCUGCUCGAUCAUGUAGGGAUUCGCGCACUAGCCAAGACGAGCUUCAUCUUCAUCUUAUAAAUAAUCUACAUCAUAAUCAGAGCAGCCAGCCCUACGAAACUCACACGCGUGCCGACCGACACAUA